AGGCAUAGAAAGCGUGAAUAGCUGAAUUCUUAAUAUUAAUUGAAUUUUAAUUGAAAUUACGAGUCGUAAGAUUUCUAGUCAAACCGUUCCAAUUGAUUUGUUAGCAGUUAAAGGAAAAUGAAUUAUUUGCUGCUGAUAUUGGUCGUGUUGAAUUUAAUAUUCAGUGCAGUAAACUGCAAUGAGUGCAAGGAUGACUGCCCGAAAGAAGGGAAGAUGACAUGCGGAUUGAGUCCAGAAAAUAAAAACUACACUUUAUUUCCCAGUGAAUGUGCUUUGAAGGCUUAUAGCAUUUGUCACAAUGUCCAAUUCGUGGAAACCCCCUUAAAGUUUUGCAUCAAUCACGAAGUCAAGAAUGCAAGAAGGGUGUAUGGUGAAUCCUGUCCUCUUUUCUGUCCGAAUCAUUACAGACCUGUGUGCGGGAUGUCCAAGAUGCGAGCUUAUAUUUACAAGACGUUUAACAACGGCUGCUACUUUGAUAUGCUUUCUUGUAGGGGCGAUGAUUUAGAAGGAUACGUCGAAGUGCCAUUGGAAUUCUGCCAGAGACAUCUAAUGAAGAAUAUAUUCAAAGAACAGGUUGUUGUUUCCGGAAUCAACGAUUACAGAGACUAUCAUGAAUAUAAUUAAAUAUAUACCUAUA
Messenger RNA from Helicoverpa armigera (cotton bollworm), 637 nucleotides. Its product is annotated as U-Kazal-Dg21.2. Gene Ontology annotation, molecular function: protein binding. NCBI's taxonomy places the organism in Eukaryota, Metazoa, Arthropoda, Insecta, Lepidoptera, Noctuidae. Bases 118 to 624 code for a protein of 168 amino acids. The record is from RefSeq and is a predicted model, not a curated record. The transcript has 4 exons.